UUUAAUCUGUCACCCUAAAGUCUACCCACUGACAGCUGUCCGUGUAUGUUGACGUGUUCCUCAGGAUAUUAUGGGGUCGCUCUGACCACGGUCUCGGCUGCAGAGUCCACUUCGCAUUUUGAGCGACGCCCCCAAAUUCCGUGCAGAGUGUUUGCAGACCCUCCGGGACGGAGAGGUGGAGGAGGAAUCGGCAGCUCCACCGUCCAUAUACACUACAAUCACCACGCCAUUAGUUCAUGACUUCAUCAUAUGUUUGACAGGAGAGUUUGGACCCUAUUUGGAAGCUCUCCAGGACUCUGAGGCUGCUGCAGAGAAUGGGAAUAGGGACACAGGCCAAGGCUUGCCAUUUUGGCUGAAGUAACAGCAGGACGGUUGUCAACCCCGCAUCGGCUUCAAUCCCCUUCUCCCUUACCUCUCCUCCCACACACACACACACACACAACACACACACACACACACACACACACACACACACACACACACACACACACACACACACCACACACACACACACACACACACACACACACACACACACACACACACACAAAAACACACACACACACACAAACACACACACACAAACACAAACACACACAUAUACACUCACACAAGGACAGACACCCCCCCCACACAGCCAUUGCUAUGUCCACUGCCGUAGACAUCGCUGGCCCUUCCUCCCCAGAUCAGCCCCACAGCAGUGCUAAAAUCCCCAAUGAGCCUCUGAGACCCAGCCUUAAGCGCUCCAACCACCCCUACAGCCUCUCCCAUUACAUCUCCACCCCUUCCCCUGCCGUGGACGUCAAAGGCCUGAUCCAGCCCUCUCCGGCCCAGCAGCGGGCUGCCCAGCCUGCGCACACUAAGCCCCGCCGGGCCCCUUCCUGGCCUGACAUGUGGGAGUCGCCCAGCGGGCUCCACCUGGCCCACGCCGCAGAGCUGCUGAUGCGCGCUGGGCUGCUGGCGCUGACCCCGGCCUCCACAGAGCAGGCCGGCCUGGGCGCACAGAGCAGCCAGCCGGUUAAAAGGGAGGCUGUAGAGGCAAAGGGGGAUGCGGAGGGAGGUGGGUCGGGGCCCGAGGAGGACGAAGAGGACUCCUCUGGAUGUGGCACCGAAUUCCAGCCCUUCCUGGGUGCUUGGUUCCCCUUCAGCCCCGCUCUGUUCCCCCUGGCAGGCUUCCAGAUGGGGGGAGGCCACUGGAGGAGCGCGGCCAUGGGAGCUGAGGGCAUCGAGGGGCUGGUGGCCGAGGGCUACUCACCUGGCUCUCUGGGAGGGGGCAGCGGAGGGAGGAGGAAGAGGAAGAGGUGUGGGGAGUGCGUACCUUGUCGGCGACAGACGAACUGCGACCAGUGCAGCAGCUGCCGCAAUCGCAAGAGGGGACACCAGAUCUGUAAAUACAGGAAGUGUGAGGAGCUGAAGAGGAAGCCGGGGGGUCCUGGGUUUGAGAGCAGAGUGUCUGGGUUUGAUCUAAGGGGCUCCGACUUUACUUUGGGUCUGGCACAGGAGAGAAGCAACGGCACCUUGGAUGGAUAAUACUGAUAGGGUGGGUGGCAGCAUUUGUCAGAGGAUCCUGGUUGGAUGAUUGUUGAGGGGCUGCAGUAAAUAAAAGCACACAGGACACCAUGAUAACACUCGGACUGUGGUUCAAAGAUCUCGUCAGAUCUCGUGCUUAACGAGGAGCUGCAGCUCCGUUAGAGAAUGUCCAAACUCGUUCCCAUCCUUUCUUUUGACAAUCAGUGAGUCGGAGAGGAGAGAAAAAAGGAUACCAAUGUGUGUCAAUAUUUAGAUGACGACAAAAAAAAUGCUGUAAAUAGACUGUAAAUAUCUGGAAAACAUUAUGUCUUUUUUUACAUCCCUUUCCAGUUUGGAUGUAUUGUGUUUCAACAUUAAAAAAAAGGAGCCAAAUGUUUUGUUUCUAACGGCGAGUUUUGUUUUCUGUUGUUCUGACGUCACUGCAUCAGUAAGAAAUGAAUGAGUUCAGCUUAGGCUAAAUUAUGUCAUGUGCAACUUGUACUGUAUAGCUCUGUUUGCCCUUUUGAAAUAAAAUAAAUUGGCCAUGUGAA
Messenger RNA from Gymnodraco acuticeps, 2060 nucleotides. It is a transcript of the gene cxxc5b, whose product is annotated as CXXC finger protein 5b. Gene Ontology annotation, cellular component: nucleus. The record is from RefSeq and is a predicted model, not a curated record. The transcript has 2 exons. Gene Ontology annotation, molecular function: zinc ion binding; methyl-CpG binding. Lineage: Eukaryota; Metazoa; Chordata; Actinopteri; Perciformes; Bathydraconidae. The coding region runs from base 646 to 1530 and encodes 294 amino acids.